Molecule: messenger RNA, 3562 nt
Organism: Puntigrus tetrazona (Sumatra barb)
Lineage: Eukaryota; Metazoa; Chordata; Actinopteri; Cypriniformes; Cyprinidae
Product: gastrula zinc finger protein XlCGF8.2DB-like
Exons: 2
Coding region: 2168-3160 (330 amino acids)
Biological process (GO): regulation of transcription by RNA polymerase II
Molecular function (GO): DNA-binding transcription factor activity, RNA polymerase II-specific; RNA polymerase II cis-regulatory region sequence-specific DNA binding
Source: RefSeq, a predicted model, not a curated record
GUUUUCUGCCAGGUCAAUUAAGGCCAUCAGCUCUCAACUUGACUCUAUGAAGCCUGACUAAAUGAUUCUCAUCUGAACAGAACAUCAUCUGAGAUCCACGCCACGCACUAUAAAGAUGACUCUUAUUAAAGAGGAGACUGAAGAUGUGAAGAUUGAAGAAGCGCUCAAAGACGACGAGAUUCAAGCUGGUUGGUUUUCCUUCUCGGAGCUGAAUUGUACACCGUCUGUCCUUCUGCAGCUCUCUCUCCUUCUUCUCAGCUUCCUGUAAUGAAGGGCUGGUGCGACUUUGUGCAAUAAAAUAAUAAUAUUUUAUUACCAAAAGUAAUCAACAACUACUAAAUGAACACCAUAAAUGAAAAAAGUGCAAAAGAUUGUGAUUAUGUUGGAUGUUUCUAUGUCAGAGCUGUGUUAUCUGGAGAGAGGAACGGUUUCUACUCUGAAAGAAAUAAGGUGAAAAAACACGAUGCAUCUAACAAAUAGCUGAAAUCUGUAAUCAAGUGCAUUCAGCUAUAUAAUAUCUAAUGUAAAUUAGAAAAUCAUAUAGUGAUAAUACAAGAACAAUGCCAAGGUCUCUGGAAGAGAUUUGGAUAAGUGAUAGUUACGUUCUCUGUCCGAUGGCAGUGGAGAAAGGAGCAGGAAUACGUUUAAACAGCUUUGAACACGAAACGCUGGAGGAUGCUGAUCUCCUGGAGCCCCGAAGGGUCCUUAAAUCUGGAACACAAGAUGUGGCCCUGGAGUAAGUGCAGAAGGUCUUUCCCUGGAACAUACUUGACUCUCCAGGAUGGAGAUUCAUGGCGUGCUGCAUCUGUUCCUGUUAAGCUGGACUUUCCUCGCAGACUGGAGGCUUUAAGCGUGGUUGUAUCUGAUGCUGGGACUCAGACUCAGACUUAGUUUCACACUAGACAGGCCGGAGAUUCAGAACGUAGGUAUUCUGUUAACGUCUCUUCCAUUGCAGUACUCAGACUCUGGUGUUUCUGUUAGUGUCUCUCUGGAGAGGAGACUCUGAUCAAGGAGUGUCUUUUGGAAGGGUAAUUUUAUCCCUUCAUGAUGAGGAGGAGAUUGCAAUCUGGUGCUUCUCCACUUCCAUGCUGUGCUUGGCUAGUUCCAUCAGAGGGAGGGACAUGGUGUGGCCAACACUUCUUACUUCCUGUGGAACUUACUUGCAAACACAAAGUUAAAAAAGCAUCACUAAUGUUUUACAGGUGCAUUUCUACCUUACUAAACAUUUCGGUUACGUACGUAAUCCCCGUUCCCUGAUGGAGGGAACAGAGACGUUAUGUUGUGACAACAGGCUUGUGUCUUGCUUAGAGCCAUUAUUAACUCUGAUAAAAGAAAGCGGCGAUGAAAUUUGGCAAGUGGUUGACUAAUCCUAAAAUUUAUCAGAUUGCUGAGGACCCGAAACCAACUCUCCGCUCUUAGCAAAGGUUUGAGGUUGUGGCAAGGUGACAUAAUGUCUCCGUUCCCUCCAUCAGGGAAUGAGGGUUAUGUGUGUAACUGAGACCCUGUCUGUCAGUCACUAUGAGUUAUGUCAUGAUGACAGUCUGGGGUCCUAAUGGAAAACGGCACAACCUGUCUCUGUGGCAGGUCCUAUACCAGGAAGGAGAGGAACUGGCAGCAGAGACAGACAAAAGACUCUCAAGGGAAGACACAGGUUCACAAAAGGAAAUCUUCCCAUGGAACAUAUACAUAUAGGAUCUCCAUGGAGAAUCAGCCAUAUGGAGCACCUAGACCAGUACAGGGGAUGACCAGAACCUGGCAAGCUACGACGAUACUGGGCCUGGCGUCAGGCUGCUCCGCCAAAGGAGGAGGAACCCCUCCAUCCCCACCCACCCCCCAUGUCUAGAACAUGUUGUUGGCUUUGAUGGUUCAUACGUCUAAAGCCCGGCUCACUGUGUGAUUUUGAUUGUUUGGUCAUCUGAGACAAAUUUGAAAAAACCUAAAAGAUUCCUAAAAUCCUAGACUAAAAUGUAUAGUUUUGAUCGCUGGUUCAACGACAUUGCCAUGCAGUCAAAUGUAACCAAAUUAGUGCCUGAAGAUUUGGCGCACAGACCCUCAGUAUAACUUCUACAACGAACUUCAAACUGUAUGCUUAAAUAUAUCUAUGUCUGUUUCUUUGUGCCAUUAAAAUGUGGUUAACUUACAUUGUUUUCAUUUUGCUUUAGACUUGAUGUCAUGCAAAGAGGAGAGUCAAGAACAGAAUGAAAUGGAAGACAAAUAUAAACCUCAUGUUUUCUCUGGAGACGCUGCUAAUUUAAGUUGCUCACAGUCUAAAAAGACUUCUACACGAAAAAGAGCUCGGAAGACAAGAGCUAUAGGUCAUUUCCCCUGCCAACAGUGUGGAAAGAUUUUUACUGUAAAGCGAAACCUCGAAGUUCAUACUAGAAUUCACACUGGAGAAAAGCCUUACAGCUGCCAACAAUGUGGGAAAUGUUAUAGUAAAAAUGAAACCCUCAAAGACCACAUGAGAACUCACACCGGAGAGAGACCUUACACAUGCCCUCAGUGUGGAGUAAGUUUCAGUGAAAAGGGAACCCUUAAGAGGCACGUUAAAAUUCACAUCGGAGACAAGCCGUUCACCUGCCAGGAGUGUGGAAAUAGUUUCCUUCGAAAAGGAAGUCUUAAAGACCACAUGAGAAUUCAUACCGGAGAGCAGCCCUACAUAUGCCAUCAAUGUGGAAAGAGUUUCAGACACAGACAAGCUCUUAACGUCCACCUAAAAAUUCACUUAGGAGAGAAGCCUUACAUAUGUGAUGAGUGCGGGAAGAGCUUCUAUCAACAAGGACACCUUAAAGUCCACAUGAAGAGUCACACCGGAGAGGGUCUUUUUGCCUGCCAACAAUGUGGAAAGAGUUUUACUAGAAAAUCAAACCUGGAAAUCCACAUGAGAAUCCACACCAGAGAAAAGCCCUUCAUAUGCACUCAGUGCGGAAAGAGGUUCGAUCAACAAGGAACCCUUAAAGUCCACCUGAGAAUUCACACAGGAGAGAAACGUUUUACCUGCCAACAGUGUGGGAAGAGUUUCACUCAAAAUGGAAACCUCAAAGCCCACAUGAGGAUUCACUUAAGAGAGAACAGUUUUAUAUGUCACGAGUGUGGAAUGAGUUUAACGGACUGGAACCAGUAUAACAAUCACGUAACAUCUCACGCUGGAGAGACGUGAGAAUUCAGGCAAGAGAAGCCUUUCACGUGCUUCUCAGAGGAAAGAGUUUCAGGUCUAAUGCCUCAAAUGAUUAAUGUAAGUGUUCACCAAUAAAUAAUUAACCCUCAAGUUGUUCCAAACCAGUAUUUUGAGUUUCUUUCUUAAGGCUGGGGUACAUUACACAAUUUUUGGUUAAUGGACUGAAUGAGUUUAUUUUUGAAAUCAUUCAACUACUGCGUUAACUUCUCCAGACUAAAUUAAAAAUCAGGGAAAAACACGCGAGGAACUGUCAGUAUGGAGACAUACAUUUUGUGUUUCAGGGCUGUGUUUUUGACCUUAAAAUGACAUUAUUUGGUGUAAUGCGUUUUAUAGAUUAUUUUCCACAUACUGUACAUUUAUUGUUUUUUCGUUUUGUAAAUACAA